Molecule: messenger RNA, 2210 nt
Organism: Paramecium sonneborni
Lineage: Eukaryota; Ciliophora; Oligohymenophorea; Peniculida; Parameciidae
Source: the annotation of a GenBank genome assembly
AUGAAUUAAAAACGAUUUCAAGAAAGCAAUGUUAUACCAUAACAUUUAACAAACUAAAUAUCUGAGGGUAUUCAUGGACUUGGAUAUGAGAGAAGUUUCUCAUCCCAUUCAGAAAAUGGAUAGUAUGAAACUUUAAAGAAUGAGGAUCAUGUUGGUUUUGAAGAUGCUAGAGUUACUAAAUUAUUAUUUGAAACUCAUAGAUUGAUUGAACAUGUUAGAUUAUAAUUCAUUAUUAUCAUUACAAUGAUACUCAUAAUAGAUGUAUGAUAAUUAUUAUAUAGUUUGAUGAUUAAUAUUUCAUAUCUGAAUUGGAAGAUGAUACGUUUUUAUGGAUAGUUUUUGCUUUGAAUUCCAUUCUAUUACUUUUUACUUAUCUAACAUAUCAUAUCAAAUUUCAUUACUUUAAAGCUACUAAAUUAAUCCCACUCAAUAUGGGAUUUCAUAAAAGCGAUUUUUUUUAUCCAUUUUUGUUAGAAUUUUUGACAUUUAUACCGAUACCUAAUGUAUUUUCAAAAAGUAAAUUCAUUUUAAAAAAUAGAUAUUCAGUUUGAAUUUACAUUAUAUAGAGUUGAAGGAGUAUUUUAUUUCACUUUGAAUGACUUACUAUUUUUAUGGACUUGCUUAAGAGGAAUCAAUUUAAUGUUUAUUCUUUUAAGAUUAAGUCAUUUGUAUAAUAGUUAAGUUUAUAGAUUAUCAUUAUAUUUUGGUUUCAAAGUUAAAUGGAGUUUCACAUUCAAAUCAUUAGCAAAUGAAGAACCAGUGUUAGUAAUAUCUACAAUAUUUACAAUACAAGCAUGUUAUUUAACAUUAGCAUUAUGGAUAGUAGAACGUCCAUAUAUGAGAGAUGAUAAUUCUGAUACAAUGUAAUUGUUAAAACAUUCAUUUUAUGAAACAAUGUUGGCGUUAAUAAGAUACUCUUAUGAAGAAUAUGAACCAUAUACUGUUUAUGGUAAAAUUGUUUUAUCAUUUACAUAAUAUUCUGGAUUUGCCACAACUUCAUUAUUAAUAGCAGCUAUAGCGAAACGUUUCUAUAUGGAAAGCAAUCAAUACAACUCUUAUAUCUUACUUGCUAGAUUGUAAGCAUCACAUGAAAUGCUUGUAAUAACAUAAGCUAUAGGUGAAUAAUUUUAUUAUCUUACAAAAUAUCCAAUCAAUCCUUUUUCUAAUGGAAGAGCAAAAUUGUGUUUAGCAAAUCUUAAGAAGUUCUUUCAUAAGAAAAGGAAUUAUCAUAACACUGUGGCAGAAUUAACUGAAUAAUUAUUCAAUAGAAAAUUGAAAGAUUUCAAAUUACUCUUAUAAGAUUAUUAAGAGAUUUGUAAACUCAUUAGAGAGUAAUAGAAAGAAACCUACCAAUGUUAUUCUGAUUAAUAAUAAUUAUUUUUAUUAUGAUUCUAUAUAUUCCCAUCCUAUUAACAACUAUAGUUUAAGCCUCAUUCUCUGGUGAUCGAGUAAGAAAAACAGAAUUUGAGAGUCUCCUCAAAAGUAAUUAAGAUGUAAAGCAUAAUUCAUUGAUUUAGUUAUUACUCUUAAUUAUCAAGGAUGAUGGAAUGGUUGCAUUAUGGAACCAAUUAUAUUAAAAACAUGUUGAUUCUAUCUUUAUGGGAUUUAUAGAUUGUAGAGAAGCAAAUGAUUUAUGCACUGAAUUAGGUAUAUAAAAUACACCUUAAUUACUUUAUGUUAAUAAAACAGAAAAAGCAUUAAUCUAUUUUGAUGGCUAAUGGAAUUCAGAUUCAAUUACAGAAUGGUUGAUUGGAGAUCAAAUUCAUUCCGAAAAAGAAUAUGAAAUCAAUAUACAAGUUGAUUAACCAAAUAUUAAUUAAAAUAUUCAAUGGGUGACUGAUGUUGGAAAUGAGGAUCAAUUACAUAAUAGUCAAUUGAAUGAAAAUCAUGAUUUAAAUGAAAUUAAUCAUCAUCAUGAUCAUCAUUCAGAUAAUAUAGAAAAAAUAAAAUAUGAAGAAUUACAAUAAUUAAUCUUACUUAAUGAGUAACUCUCAUAUAAGGCUGAUAAAUUUAGAAGAGAUAUAGAUUUAAUGAAACAUUAAACAAAUAUGCUUAAUACUUCAUUUAUGAUUGAAUUAAAUAGAUAAGAAACUACUAUCAAUUUCACGAUAUAUCUCUAUUCUUCAGGAAUGAUAGCAUUAAUUUGUGUUCUUUUUACUUGGAAGAAAAUUAAUGUUAUUCAAAAGAAAUAGUCAAUUCUAGUGUAAUGA